Molecule: messenger RNA, 874 nt
Organism: Clunio marinus
Lineage: Eukaryota; Metazoa; Arthropoda; Insecta; Diptera; Chironomidae
Source: the annotation of a GenBank genome assembly
AAUCGCGUUCAUAACGUUGAGUUGUAAACAACAGAAACGGAAGGAAAAUAUUCACAAACAUGUUGAAAAAGCUUCAAUAGACAAAGUGAAAAUGAAAGUUGUAGCAAAUUAUUGAAUGUAAUUUAAUUAGAAGAGAAUCCUAUCAAGUUCUUCGCACGAAGCCAACAUUUUUCACAUUAUACAUUGAAAUUUCAUUAGGAAAGUUUGAUUUAGUCAAGCAUGGAAGUGCAAACGGGUGCUGUGAAAACAGGAGGAUAUCGGUACAAUGAUGGAACGUGUUACAUCGGAGAUUGGAAUCAAAAAGGACAGAAACAUGGAAUGGGCCAUUUAUUACUGCCGGAUGGCGUACGAUAUGAUGGAGCAUUUCUUAAUGGUGUUUGCAGUGGCUUGGGCAUCAUGAACUUUCCCGACGGAUCAAAAUAUGAAGGAGAAUUCAUGCAGGGGUGGUUUCAUGGGAUUGGAAUCUUUUUUCGUUCGGAUGGAAUGAAAUACGAGGGAGAAUUUAGAGGCGGAAGGAUAUGGGGGCUUGGCCUUGUAACAUUUAACGAUCUUACGAAUGGAUUUCCAAGGAAUGAAGGAUUUUUUCAGGACUGCAAACUGAUAAGGAAAAAGAACUGCCCCGACAUUAUACAACGUGCCCAAAAGAUAGCGUUGAUGGCUAGAAUACAAUGUGAACAACCCAACUAAUCGACUUAAAAUUAUUCCUGCUUAGUCCAUUUCAAAUUCAAUUCUCACGUUUGUAAAUGAAAUAAAAGUUAGAUGUGGGAAGAUAAAAAACAGAUAUCCUUUCAAGAAAUCUGCUUUUGAAGAAAACUUUAUGUUUGGAAAUCCACUUUUUCAAGGCAUUAAACUCUUAUUGGGAACAAUCAUGCCC